CGGAUUUACGUCCUACUGUGCUGAUCUUUAUUGGCUGUUUUUUUGUUGGGUUGGACCUCACUCUUUUUAGCAGUUCGAUAUAGUUAAUGUAAUUGGAUGAGUCUCCUUCCCAGAUAAUCAGCGUUACUUGUGGCAAUGGCUGUGCUUGCACCCCUUCUCGCGUUUUUAUAUGCAGUUCCUGGGCUUUUGCGCUGGGUAUCGCAGCCCUAUUACCUUCUUUCUGCGUUAUUGUCUGUAUCUUUUCUUCUGGUUAGAAAGGUACCCCCGGUGUGUAGCGUCUUACCAACACAGCGUGAGGACGGAAAUCCAUGCGACUUUGAUUGGAGGGAAGUGGAGAUCCUGAUGUUCCUCAGCGCCAUCGUCAUGAUGAAGAACAGACGCAGCAUUACUGUGGAGCAGCACAUUGGAAAUAUAUUCAUGUUUAGUAAAGUUGCCAAUACAAUCUUAUUCUUCCGCCUGGACCUGCGUAUGGGACUUUUGUAUAUCACACUCUGCAUAGUUUUCCUCAUGACAUGUAAACCACCCCUUUAUCUAGGUCCAGAACACAUCAAGUAUUUUAGUGACAAAACAUUAGAGGAGGAGUUGCAAUCUGAUGGUCGUGUGUCAUGGAUCAUAGAAUUCUUUGCAAAUUGGUCAUCAGAAUGUCAGUCAUUUGCACCAAUAUAUGCUGAGCUGUCUUUGAAGUAUAAUUGUGCAGGGUUAAAAUUUGGAAAAGUUGAUAUAGGGAGAUAUCCUGAAGUCAGCUCUAGGUACAGCAUUAGUCCAUCUCCACUGUCCAAGCAGCUACCUACCCUUAUUUUGUUUCAAGGCGGGAGAGAAAUUUUCAGGAGACCUCAAGUGGAUAAGAAAGGGCGGGCUGUGUCUUGGAGCUUCACACAGUUCAUCACAUACAAAGAAGACUGCAAAAGUGCAGUCCAAUCCUGGCAUAAAGUCAACCUUUUCUGUGCUACCAAUUUUAGAAAUCAAAAUCAUGGCAUUUAGAAUCUAUGUGUACCUGAUCAUAAAUACCACAAUCUGCAGUGCUUCUGGGUCUAAAAGUUCUUUGUUUGAUUUUAAAGACGGUAACUUAUCUCUGUUCAGUUUAAAUCCAUUGAUCAUAGCCAGAAUUAGCUCCAAGAAGGAAUGGUACUAGGAGCCAGUGGCAAUAGACAUGUUUUGUUGACAUAUUUUGGGUUUUCCUUCUAUCUCUAGCCCCCAGAAUCACCUUGUCACUGUUGCAGUGCGCAACUAUGAGCCUGUGACAGUCUGUGGUGCGCUAUUGGUCCUUUGUUGAUGUAGUCUUCCUGGGGGGCAGAAAGGAUUACAAAUUAAUGCACGCUUUUUGCCCAUCCUUACCAAAUGCAAAAGUUUUUUUUUUUCCCUCAGUGUGACUAGGGCAUUGGGUAGUUCUUUUUACAUGUGAAAAUAUAUACGUGUAUAGAUCUUACGUGGCAAUUCACAUAUAAACAGUAAGUUAAAUUAAGAAGUUAAAUUAAGUCAACUUUUUUUAAUGAACCUUUCUAACUGCUAGAUGAUUCAGAGAAAGGCAAAAAACUCUUCUGAAACCAAGUAAAAUUCUUUCCUGACUACAGAAUAAUUUUACCAGUACCAUAACUUGUUCCUAGUUAAAGGUGCUUAAAUUAAUUUUUUUGUUUGUUUCUUUUACAGAAACUAUUCACAGGAUUUAGUCCAACACACCAACCUAUAUACUGUGCAGUUUUUUUUUGCCAACAUCCAUUAGCAAAAUAUCAAUUAGCUCAAGCAUGGAAUUUAUCCAGUAUAAAAAAAUCUUAGUAGUUUGGUGUCCUAAGAGGCUAUACUUGUUAUCCUGUUGAGAAACCACCAUAAUAUGCAUCAAUUAUGUGUUUGUCCAUAAACAUUGCCAUAGUUUACUGCUGGUUCUUUAGUUCUUUUUAAACGUACAAAUGUUGUUGAUUUUUAUAAUAAACACAACUGUAUAGUGUUGUUCAUUUUAUAGUCUAUAGUCCUGGGGUGGGAUUUUGAGGUUUUAAGUGUACAGUGCCAUGAU
Molecule: messenger RNA, 2008 nt
Organism: Xenopus tropicalis (tropical clawed frog)
Lineage: Eukaryota; Metazoa; Chordata; Amphibia; Anura; Pipidae
Gene: tmx2
Product: thioredoxin related transmembrane protein 2
Exons: 8
Coding region: 136-981 (281 amino acids)
Cellular component (GO): mitochondrial membrane; endoplasmic reticulum membrane
Source: RefSeq, a predicted model, not a curated record